AAACGUGUUUGUUAGGUAUGUGAUGUGUCAUAUAUACCAGCUGUUAAUAAGUUUCCUGUGAUGCAGUCAUUACAAAAAUACAAAAUGUGUCAAAAGCAUAUGUUGAGUUGAUAAAUAAGAUGAUUGGAGAUGAAGAUCACAGUUUAGAUUACAUUGAAGAUCCGUAUUUCAAUCCCCAAGAUAGUACUUUGACGCCAAGCUUAGACGAAUUAGACAAUCCUGAUUUGUAUGAUUACGACUUGUUAGAAAAAGAGCUGGAACUCUUUGAUCUCAGACAGUUAGAUUUUGACGAAAUUAACUGUAAUAGUUUACAAAAUGAUGAGUCUGUAAAUGUUGAGGCUGAAUUUUUUAAUGUUAAAAGAGCCAAUGCAAUAAUUAGAACAUUCUUUAGGAAUAAAUUAAAAAGGCAGGUUCGCGUAACUUACUGUGAUCUCACAAAGCCGUACUUAGCCAAACUACCUAAAGAUAAUAAUUUUAGAAAAUAUUUAGGUAUAACCAUGAAUGAAGAAGCAAUGGCAGCUUCCGACCAUGUCGCUCCUGACCUGUCACAUUUAUCCACUGAGGAAAAACUCGAGCAGGAAAAGCUGUGGAAGGAAGAACUAGCUCAAAUUGAAGACGAAAUUGCCACUCUCCGAACUGUACUAGCAGCCAAGAUGAGAAGAAGCGCCGAACUCAAGCGCAACUUGGGCAUUACAGUUUGGAAAGAAGUGUCUGAUGAUAUCAAUCAAGGAAUUAAGAAUGUUAAAGAGAGUAAUGUAUAUCAAACUGUGGAAACUAAGGUUGGACAAGUUACUAAGGCCGUUACUGAUGCUCCAAUAUAUCAGAAAACAACCUCAAUUAUUGGAGGAAUUACGGGUAAUAUUACAACUAAAAUUGGCCAAAUGAGACAUUCAGAAUCAUUCCGUUCUAUCGAAGAAAAAGUUGGAACAGCUUAUGAAAAUGUUAAGGGCAAUAUUGUGCGUUUAUAUCAGACAAAGGUCGUCUCUCGUUCCAACUCCCAGCAAAGCCUGGAUGAAGCCGGACGGUCCCGCUCAGGUUCUGUAGUGACUAGCCCUACAAUUCCUGAGGAGAAGCCAGUGGCGUAAAGCUUAAGUAUCUAUAAGUCCAGCCAAUAAUGCCUUGUUAGCUUAUCUAUAAACUGCUCGAUUCUAAUUUUUAGUUAGUUUCGUGUCUAGUUUUAAAUUAAGGGUAUAUCCUUAUAACUCACAUAACUUAAGAAUCCAUGUUUUAAACUAAGAUCAGUACAUGUUUAAGAUAUCUUCAUCAAAAAAUAUAAUAAGACUUAAGUAGAUGGAAGAAUAGUUUUUGUACAGGUUUACUAUUUCCUACAAAAAAAAAUGUUCAAGUGAAAGCUAUUUUUCAUAUCUUUCGAACGGCUUUAAGGAUCCUAUUAGUUUAUUUUAUUAUUAUAUUUUACUGAUACACUAUGAAAUAAAUAUAAUUUGUGCAAAAUGUA
This is a messenger RNA of Anoplophora glabripennis (Asian longhorned beetle), 1456 nucleotides long. RefSeq lists its product as uncharacterized. The record is from RefSeq and is a predicted model, not a curated record. Lineage: Eukaryota; Metazoa; Arthropoda; Insecta; Coleoptera; Cerambycidae. Gene Ontology annotation, cellular component: cytoplasm. The transcript has 6 exons. The coding region runs from base 120 to 1085 and encodes 321 amino acids.